This is a messenger RNA of Cetraspora pellucida, 2190 nucleotides long. Lineage: Eukaryota; Fungi; Glomeromycota; Glomeromycetes; Diversisporales; Gigasporaceae. The record is from the annotation of a GenBank genome assembly.
AUGGCAUUUAUAUGGAUAAAACAUUUAUUAGUGUGCCUAUCAUUACUUUCAGUUUUUUUUGAUCUUUCACAUGCAACAUCCUCUUCAAUAACUACUCCAAAAAAACGUAAUUAUGAAAAAUAUCACUAUUAUAUUAUAGAAGUUAUAGAUGAUUCAUUUGCUACACCAAAAGACGUGGAACAACUGUUAGGCGUCCAAUAUGAAGGGCAAGUAGGUGUACUUGACAACUAUCACAUUUUCAGCUUUCAAAAAAGCCUUGUUACUCGUUCCGAUUCCGAAUCUGAAGAGACUCACGACCGCGUUUUGGCUCGAUAUGAACAACUUAAAAACUUACGCCGAUCCAAUUCUUCAAGUAAAAAAAGGUCCAUGCAAAUAAUAGACAGCAUUCUUUCUGUUGACAAACAAGUUUUAAGAAAAAGGCAUAAAAGAGCCCCUCCUCCAAUUCCUUCUCCUAAAAAUGAAACUGGUCUAAUCACUAUUGCAGACUCUUUGGGAAUUACUGAUCCGGGUUUUGAAUAUCAAUGGCAUUUGCUUAAUCCCAUUGAACACAAUGACAUAAAUGUAACUGGUGUAUGGGAAGAAGGAAUAACUGGAAAAGGUGUCUAUGCUGCUAUUGUCGAUGAUGGUUUAGAUGCGACCAGUGAUGAUUUAGCGGGUAAUUUUUUUGCUGAAGGUUCUUAUGAUUUCAAUGAUGGCGUUCCAAUACCUUUACCUCGUUUGUCUGAUGAUACCCAUGGAACGCGGUGUGCUGGUGAAAUUGCUGCUGUAAAAAAUGAUGUAUGUGGAAUUGGUGUCGCUCCAGAUGCAAAAAUUGCUGGUAUUCGAAUCUUGUCCGGGCAAAUUUCUGACGCUGAUGAAGCUGAAGCGUUAAAUUACGCGUAUCAAAAGAAUCAAAUUUAUUCAUGUAGUUGGGGUCCACCGGAUGAUGGUCAAUCAACUGAAGCUCCAAAAGGAGUUAUUCUUCAAGCCAUUAUAAAGGGCAUAAAAGAAGGUCGUGGCGGCAAAGGCAGUAUAUUCGUUUUCGCUUCAGGUAAUGGUGGUGCUGUUGAUGACAAUUGUAACUUCGAUGGUUACACAAACAGUAUAUAUACAGUCACUGUGGGGGCUGUCGAUCGCACACAUUCACACCCAUAUUAUGCGGAAAAAUGUUCGGCUCUUUUAAUAUCAACUUACAGUAGCGGAAGUGGAAGUUAUAUAUAUACAACUGAUGUCGGUAAACAGAGUUGCACUAAUAUGCAUGGAGGUACAUCUGCUGCUGCACCAAUUGCUACUGGUGUCUUUUCACUAGUGUUACAAAUUAGACCUGAUCUCUCGUGGAGAGAUCUUCAAUAUUUAACAAUGAUCAGUGCUGUUCCAUUCAAUUUAAAUGAAAAAGAGUGGAUACGCAAUUAUGCUGGUCGUUUAUAUAGUCAUAAAUGGGGUUAUGGAAAAUUAGAUGCGUACAGAAUAGUACAAAAUGCUAAAACACAUAAAAACCUUGGAAGUCAAGUUUAUAUAGAAAUGCCUAUUAUUGUUCUCAAUAAAUCAAUACCGUUUACUGAUAGUGGUAUUGUAAGUAGUGUAAAUGUGACCCAGAAAGAUUUGGACAACGCCAAAUUUUCUGGUCUGGAACACAUCACUGUCACCAUAAAUAUUGAUCAUACUCGUAGAGGUGAUAUUGAAGUAGACUUAAUAAGUCCGUAUGGUACAGUGUCUCAUCUUGGUGCUACGAGGAGAUAUGAUGAAUAUAAAGUGAGGGAUAGACAAAACCCUGAACAUUCUGGAAUUUUUAACAAUUGGAUGCUCAAACUUUGGGGUGAAAUUGUUACAUCAACGAGUCCACCACCCUCACCCUCACCCUCCCCAUCCCCAGUAAUAGAAUCUCCAGUAUUACCAGCUUUGCCAACACAGUCAGGUAUUGUAUCCGAAUCAAGAUCAAGUACUUGGAUCUUUGCAAUAUUUGGAAUGGGCGCGGCUUUCAUAUUUGCUGGAAUUGCAUAUUUUGCAAAAAGACGCUUUUGGGAUAAACGUGGUGGUCGAAGUUUCUUUUCGCGAGAAGCCUAUGAAUUUUCUGCAUUGCAAUCGGGUGACGUUACAAGCGGUGUUGAUGUUUCUAUGCCAUUAAAUAAACAAUUUAUAACAUCCAAAGAAUUAUUUGAUGCAUUCGGUAGGAAGGUGUCUUUUAUUGAAUUAUUUAGUCUGCAAGACUAA